AACAAUCACAUACACAAUUUUAUAUAAUUUAUUAUCACAAAAUCACAUUUCCCCAUUUUUGUAAUUCAAUGAAUUGAAUACUUCCACUUGUUUACUGAAUUUUUAAAUUUUCUACUUGUAUAUAAAUUCAAGAACUCCCUUACACGUAUUCUGUAUAUUCUUACCAUAUAAUUCCUUGAUUCUCCAUUCAAACCACCAAAUUGAUAUUCUCUCUACACUCUCUUAUCCUCUGUUUUUGGUGGGAGAAAGAUAAGGAGCCAAUUUUGUACCAUUCAAGAACAAAAAAACUCACUUUUUUUUUGUUAAUUUUUCUGAGUGUAAGUGGGAUUUUUGAAUCAUUGAGUUAAUUGAUUAAAUAUUGAGUUUUUUUUGUUGGGAUGAGAAAGAAAACAAUUUUUGGGGUUAUUUUUAAUGUAAUUUCAACCAUUGUGUUGAUUACUUUCAUUUACAAUUCCUCUUUUAAUCAUAAAUGGAAUUUAGGAAGUGGGUUUUUUCAUGGUGGUAUUUCUCAUGGAAGAAACAUGGAAGAAAUCCAUGGAAGUUCAUCAAAUGGUAUAAGUAACAUAACCCUACUUCACCAUCAAAUUUGUGCAGAAGUUUUUGAGCACAAGGGUUAUUCAACCAGUUGUGAUUAUGUUCUUGACAACCCAGAUUGUACUUCAGGUGGGUUUUUCAAUUACAUGAAAAUUUUCUACUGUAAUUGCAAGAAUUUCCCUUUUUUUGGGUAUUUAAUUCUAGGUUUUUGGCUUGCAAUUCUUCUCUAUUUAUUGGGAAAUACAGCUGCAGACUAUUUCUGUUAUUCAUUAGAAAAACUAGCUGAACUUCUGAAAAUGUCUCCUACUGUUGCUGGUGUUACUUUGCUUCCAUUUGGUAAUGGAGCUACUGAUGUAUUUGCUAGUAUUGCUGCAUUUAUGGGUAAGGGUUCUGACGAUGUCGGCUUGAAUGGUGUUUUGGGUGGUGCUUGUUUUAUCACUUGUGUUGUUGUUGGUGUUGUUUCUAUCUGUAUUUCUGAUAGAAAUGUUCCAAUUGAUAAGAAAUGUUUUGUUAGAGAUAUAUGUUUCUUUCUCUUUACAAUUGGGUGUCUUGCAUUGAUUUUGUUGAUUGGUAAAGUGAACAUUUGGGGUGCUAUGGCUUUUGUGUCAAUAUAUGUUGUUUAUGCUUUAUUUGUUGGUGUUAAUGAGAUUAUGAACAAGAAAGGUAGGGGUUUGAGAUUCGGGGGUUUGACCCCACUUCUUCCUGUGGUUGGAAGCUUCUUUGGAGCUUCUAGAAGUGAAGGGGAAGAUGAGUCAAUGUGUGCUUCUUUGCUUAGUCCUGAUAAUCAUGACAAUAACGCAUAUGAGAUAUCCCCUAAACUGCCUCAUUGGAUAUGGAAUACCAAUCUUGCAAUCUAUUCAGAUUAUGUAAAACCUAGAGUAGAAUCUAGUCCUAGGAAUUGGGGUUGGAAUGAUGAUGAGGUUAUGAUUGAAGAUUCGUUAUGUUCGUUUUCAAGGCUAUGUUCGAUGUUUGAGGUACCGUUGAGUGUUCCUAGACGUCUAACGAUCCCUGUAGUCGAAGAGGAGAGGUGGUCUAAGGUUUAUGCUAUUGCAAGUGCAUUUUUUGCUCCAAUUCUUGUAGCAUUCUUGUGGAAUAGACAAGAAAACCUAGGGCCGUUGAGUGGGAGUAUUGCUUAUACGAUUGGUUUCUUAGUCGGUUUUAUGUUGAGUGUACUCGCCCUUUUAUACACUAGUCCCGAUCACCCCCCUCGUAGUUUCUUAUUCCCAUGGGUUCUUGGUGGAUUCUUGAUGAGUAUCAUUUGGUUUUACAUCCUAGCAAACGAGCUCGUUGCUCUACUCGUUUCGUUGGGGGCCUUAUUCGGUGUCAACCCCGCUAUGCUUGCUUUAACCAUCUUGGCUUGGGGGAAUUCAAUGGGUGAUCUUAUGUCGAAUACCGCUCUAGCAAUGAAUGAUAACAACGGUGUGCAAAUCGCUAUGUCAGGAUGCUAUGCAAGCCCUAUGUUUAAUACAUUGAUUGGAUUGGGAGUUUCUUUGUUGUUUGCAGCAUGGUCUAAAGGUUCCGAACCUUACAUAGUUGCAAGAGAUAGUGGUUUGUUCAUCACUAUGGGAUUUCUUGCUAUAGGUCUUAUAUGGGCUCUUAUUGUUUUGCCACAAAACGAAAUGCGCCCUAACAAGAUCUUGGGUAUCGGCCUCAUAAUCCUUUACGCCAUCUUCAUAUCUCUUCGGAUCAGCAUCGCCCUUGUUUUUGGCUCAGAGUCGGUGUAGCUAGGCUAGCCGACUCUAGUGCUUUGGGAUUAAGGCUCUUGCAUCGUUGUUCAGUCGGUGUAGCUAGGAGUAGAUAACGAAUAUAGUAUCGAUUAUAAUGUAUGAUAUGGAUUGUACAGUUACAUAUAGGUAUUUUUUGGACCUUGGUUUCCAUCUCGGAUAUCAAGUCAUUUUCGUAGCAGAAAUCAGUUGCCUUAUGCAAUUGCUUCAUACCAUAUUUGGCUCUAAAACAUCAUAAACUGUUAUCUUUGUUGGUAUUCAAUGAAAAUGAUGCUCGAAAGUUAUCAUUUUCGCAGUGUUAAGUUUCGUUACAAAUUCUCGAAAGUGAUCGUUUUCAUGUAGAAUAUUACUAGUUUUGACAAGAAUACUAUAACCGAAUUCAUGUGUUAAA
This is a messenger RNA of Amaranthus tricolor (Joseph's coat), 2649 nucleotides long. RefSeq names its product cation/calcium exchanger 4-like. The record is from RefSeq and is a predicted model, not a curated record. The coding region runs from base 378 to 2258 and encodes 626 amino acids. Gene Ontology annotation, biological process: monoatomic cation transport; transmembrane transport. The transcript has a single exon. Lineage: Eukaryota; Viridiplantae; Streptophyta; Magnoliopsida; Caryophyllales; Amaranthaceae. Gene Ontology annotation, molecular function: monoatomic cation transmembrane transporter activity. Gene Ontology annotation, cellular component: membrane.